Molecule: messenger RNA, 1696 nt
Organism: Musca domestica (house fly)
Lineage: Eukaryota; Metazoa; Arthropoda; Insecta; Diptera; Muscidae
Product: protein SHQ1 homolog
Exons: 6
Coding region: 258-1679 (473 amino acids)
Biological process (GO): box H/ACA snoRNP assembly
Cellular component (GO): nucleoplasm; cytoplasm
Source: RefSeq, a predicted model, not a curated record
GCCAUUCGCUCCGAUAAUAUCGAUUGAAAAACUAUCAACCGAUAACACUUUUUACAAUAAAGUAUCGAUGCUGAAAUCGAUUGCUUGCCACCUCUAUGAUUCCUUCAUUCAAUCCAAACAAUGAGAAUCGGGAUUGAAAAACAAAUGUGUUAGAACCGAUUUGCAAGCAAACAAUGUACAAAAGUAAACACGUGCGAAAACCAUUGUUUUGAUUGAUUUUGUUUUUCUUUGCUGAACACGUUCCGUCAGCCCACAAUAUGACCAAUUCUACCCAAGUCAACCACAGUUACAAGGAUAAUGCAUGUGAACUGGAACUGCAUGUUAGGAAGGCGAAAGGACAAGUGUCCGAAGGUCAUACUGGCAGAUUUGUGGAGAAUAUUCGAAAUUGUGACAUCUUCAUAGAGGACUAUCACGUACUUAUCUAUUUAGAUGUCCAGCUAUAUAAGUUUCGUUCCACUCGUCGUUUUGAUUUGAAAGAUUUGAAAAAUAUUUGUUUUGCCUUCAAUUCUAAAGACAAUGUGCUCCAAGUUUCCCUUCCAUGUUUACCACAUAACGAGGAGGAACAUCCGGAGAAAAACUCCCAAGAAAACAAAACCAAAACUGCGGAGCGUCCCUUAGAUUUGUGGAAAUUGAAGAGAAUCACUGAUAAUUGCCUGCUUAAAAUUGACGAUAACGCCGAGCUACUGAGACCUGAAGCUUCUUAUGGCUAUGGAUUUGCGAGUAAAUUCCGUGGUAGAAUUAAAACUUUUGACUGUGAUUUAGAUGCAAUUACUCGCAUGCCGGAACCGGAUAGAAUAAGCCCAUUGCAACGCCUAAUAGAUCGAGAUAUUGACGAAAUGAAAAACUUUUGUCGUGAUCAGUACAAAUUGAAUUUUGUGGAGCUACAAGUUCCUGAUGGUCUGGACAAUCCCAUGCAUUACACUUAUAAUUUUAAAGAUGCUACGCUCGACCGCGAUGAAGAAUAUUUAUUACACAACCUGACGGCUAAGCCAGAACAAAUGCAAAUGCCAGAUCAAUAUGACCCCAUGGAAGUUGAUUGUGGUCUCAUAAGUAUAUUGCUGGCCAUAUGUUAUGAUGUCAGAUUUACAUCAAAUGAGCCCAACUGUGAAUCCGCCUGGACUCGUAGCAUACUAUCGGCCACGUUGACAUAUUUCGAACCCUUCAUAUCUCUCAAAGAUGUUGCUAUCAGUUUCAUGAGACGUUCCCUAAUCUAUCCUUUAUAUCGAAACUACGAACUGAGUAGGCAAUGUGUUGAAGAUUGCAUUGCGGCAUUGCAAAAUAAUUCCCAGUGGAUUCUCAAACAACUUCUUAUUACGCACGAUUGUUUCAGUCUCAAUGAACGUGCUGUAUUCAAUCAUUAUUACAUUGAAGACUACAUUCGAUAUGUUGCAAAUCAAAACAUUUGCUCAAACUCACAUUUACAAAUGUUGGCACAUAAUUUAAAAAAUGUUUUAUUCGAUGUUUUCAAAAAGGAUCUGGGCUUGGGACUGCAAGAACUUGAAACGGAACUUUUAAAGGAACUAAUAACGGAUAUUCACAUUGCUGCCAGUUCGACAAGUGAGGAUGAAUCGGUUGAAACUGAAACGGAUUCUUCAAGCACAUCGUCUGAUAGCAGUGACGAUAGUGACAGUGAUGGUGAUAGUGUGAUAGAACAGAAAAUGGAGAGUUUGAAAUUGUAGAAUAUAUCUUAAGUAAG